Magnolia sinica is the source of this 1795-nucleotide messenger RNA. Its product is annotated as protein DETOXIFICATION 48-like. Gene Ontology annotation, cellular component: membrane. The record is from RefSeq and is a predicted model, not a curated record. The coding region runs from base 126 to 1523 and encodes 465 amino acids. Gene Ontology annotation, molecular function: antiporter activity; xenobiotic transmembrane transporter activity. NCBI's taxonomy places the organism in Eukaryota, Viridiplantae, Streptophyta, Magnoliopsida, Magnoliales, Magnoliaceae. The transcript is spliced from 2 exons. Gene Ontology annotation, biological process: xenobiotic detoxification by transmembrane export across the plasma membrane.
GGGGAGGAAAGCAAUAACAACUAUCUUAUUUCAACCUCCCAAAUGAAGUAAAGACAAGGGUACUAGCUCUUAUCUAAAGCAAUCUCAUUCUCCACGUUCUCCAUGCCUCCUCACAUGGUAAGGCCAUGGAUGAGAUGAAAUCCAUUAGCAAAAUCGCGGGGCCCACAGCCCUAACGGGCCUCAUCCUCUACUCAAGGGCCAUGAUCUCAAUGCUCUUUGUGGGCUACAUCGGCGAAUUGGAGCUGGCGGCCGCCUCCCUCUCGAUCGGCUUCGCAAACAUCACAGGCUAUUCCAUUAUCACUGGCUUGUCCAUGGGAAUGGAACCCAUAUGUGGCCAAGCUUUUGGAGCCAAGAGAUUGAAACUUUUGGGUGUUACACUCCAAAGAACACUACUCAUACUCUUCCUCUCAUGUCUUCCCCUUAGCCUUCUAUGGCUAGCCAUGGAGAAAUUGCUACUUUGGUGUGGACAAGAUCCAAGGGUCACUUCGAUGGCAUCGACGUACAUUACAUUUUCUAUUCCGGACCUUUUUGCGCAAGCGGUUUUUCACCCACUCAGAGUCUAUUUAAGGGCACAAAGCAUUACACUGCCAUUAAUGAUUUGCGCUUUUAUGGCUUUGAUUCUUCAGGUACCCAUAAAUUUUCUACUAGUGGUUCACAUGGACAUGGGCAUCAAGGGGGCUGCAUUGGCAUCUGUUUGGACUAAUUUCAACUUGGUUUUCUUCUUGCUUGUGUACAUGUGCUCGUGGGGGCCGUAUAAGAAAACGUUACGCAUGUUUUCACCAGAGUGCCUUAGAGGGUGGCAGACAUUGUUGCGCCUGGCUAUCCCAAGUUGUUUUUCAGUGUGUUUGGAAUGGUGGUGGUAUGAAUUCAUGAUACUCUUAUGUGGGCUUCUCCCGAAUCCCAGGCCCAAGGUUGCGGCCAUGGGUGCGUUGAUCCAAACGACGUCUCUCCUCUACAUAAUACCAACCUCCAUUAGCUUAGGAGCCUCUACGCGCAUCGGGAAUGAGCUCGGUGCAAACAUGCCUCAAAAGGCCAGAAAGGUCAUGAUCGUCGCACUCUGGGCCUCAUCCUUGUUGGGUUUUCUUUCAAUGGUGUUCGCGAUUGGGGUCCGCUCAGUUUGGGGGAAGAUGUUCAGCCAUGAUCAGGAAACUCUCGAUCUAACGUGUGCGGUUUUGCCGAUCAUCGGCCUAUGCGAGAUCUUCAAUUGCCCACAGACAACAGGUUGUGGCAUACUUAGAGGAUGUGCUAGGCCCAGCUUAGUAGCUAAUGUAAACUUCAUUUCAUUUUAUCUGUUGGGAAUGCCUGUGGCUGUUGUAUUGGGCUUUUAUCUUGGACUUGGGUUUUUGGGCCUGUGGCUGGGCUUGCUAGUUGCUGAGGUCUGUUGUUUGUUUUCUAUGGUGUAUGUGCUGUUUCAAACGGAUUGGAUUGUAGAAGCUAGGAGAGCUUGCAAGUUGACUGGCGCUUGUGAUGGUGGGCCUUUAAUUCUUCAUUAUGAAACAGAUCAGAAGGCUAGUGAGUGCUAGCCAGGUGUGUCCAAAACAUAUGGUUAGAUGUUGGUUAUUUGCAGUGUCAUGGUCCACACAAGUGGUGGACACGUGUCGAUUUUCUAGUGGUGAUUGGGGCCUUGUGGAUUUUGAGAUUGGAGGGAGAUUUUCUGUCAUACGUAUGUUGUCUUGAUUCAAAACUUCUUUGUAUUAUAUAUGACUUUCCGUUUUGGGGUUGUCUAGUUAGUCAGUUUUCAGAGUCAGUGUAUGUCAUUGGGCAUGUACGGUGAGAAAUCCAGCCGUCGGUGUAA